AGUAGAAGGGAGCGGUGUUGCCAUGGCGGCGUCCCUCGGGCAGGUGCUGGCUCUGGUCUUGGUGGCAGCUCUGUGGGGUGGCACGCAGCCGCUGCUGAAGCGGGCCUCCACCGGCCUGCAGCAGAUUCACGAGCGGACCUGGGCCCGGCAGUUGGUGCAAGAGAUGAAGACCCUCUUCUUGAAUAUUGAGGUACAUCUGACCCUAGCUGUGCCCAUCUGUAACUCUCUGGCCAUUGUCUUCACGCUGAUUGUUGGGAAGGUCCUUGGAGAAGAUAUUGGUGGAAAACGAGCAGUUGCUGGCAUGGUGCUCACCGUGGCAGGAAUUACACUCUGCAUUGCAAGCUCAGUGAACAAGCCCCACGGGCAACCAUGGACUGCAGAACCCCAGCUUCAUGAAAAGGGCCAGCUGCGGUCUUUGAGCCAGAAAUACAAACAGGAGGCUUCCAGGGCCCAGUGACAGUGCCUUGGCUGCCUGAGGGGUGGAACUGAGGGGAAGAAAAUGCAUAAGAAUGAUAGAAGAGAUGAGCUUUCCGUUAGGCUUGCCUGUCCCACCCAUGAGGUAGUUGGAAAUCCUUUCAACUGCCAGCCCCUCUCAAACAGGUAGACAAUAGUGAGCCCCAACACUGCCUAAUUCCAGCACCCAGCGCAACACCUGGUGAGUAGUAGCCUUCAAUAAAUCAGUAGUAAAUGGA
Molecule: messenger RNA, 692 nt
Organism: Galeopterus variegatus (Sunda flying lemur)
Lineage: Eukaryota; Metazoa; Chordata; Mammalia; Dermoptera; Cynocephalidae
Gene: TMEM234
Product: transmembrane protein 234
Exons: 6
Coding region: 23-457 (144 amino acids)
Source: RefSeq, a predicted model, not a curated record